AAUGAGGCGAGCGCGGGGCCUAGGGCCAGGCCUCUGUGCGUGUGUUAAGCCCCCCUACGCCUGUCUUUAGAGCCACCACCUACUUUGUGACCAUGAUAGUGUUUGUUAGGUUCAACUCCAGCCAUGGUUUCCCAGUGGAGGUCGAUUCAGACACCAGCAUCUUCCAGCUCAAGGAGGUGGUUGCUAAGCGACAGGGGGUUCCAGCUGACCAGUUGCAUGUGAUUUUUGCAGGGAAGGAGCUUAGGAAUGACUUGACACUGCAGAACUGUGACCUGGAGCAGCAGAGCAUGGUUCAUGUUAUACAACGGGUCCAGAGAAAUAGCCAGAAAGGCUAUGAGACUGACCAGAACAAUCCUGGACCCUCUAGAAAGGGGCCAGGUAGAGAACCUGAGAGCUUAACCAGAGUGGACCUCAGUAGCAGCAUCCUUCCUGCUUACUCCAUAGGUCUAGCUGUAAUUCUGGAUAAUGAGGACAAAGACUCAUCUCAUAAAGCUGGAGAUUCAGAUAUACCUACUUAUAACAGCUUCUAUGUUUUCUGCAAAGGAGUCUGUCAGAGUAUUCAGCCAGGAAAACUCAGGGUACGGUGCAGCACCUGUAAACAGGCAACCCUGACCUUGGACCAGGGUCCAUCAUGCUGGGAUGAUGUCCUGAUUUCAGACAGAAUGAGUGGCAUUUGUCAUUCUCCAGAUUGCGAUGGAAUUGGAGCAGAGUUCUACUUUAAAUGUGGUGCACACCCAACCUCUGCCAAUGAGACAUCAGUGGCUCUGAACCUUAUUACAACAAACAGUCGUGGUAUCAGCUGUAUCACAUGUACUGAUGUCAGAAAUCCUGUGUUGGUGUUCCAGUGUAUCCACCGCCACGUAAUUUGCUUAGACUGCUUCCAUUUAUACUGCAUAACAAGAUUGAAUGAUCGACAAUUCAUUCAUGAUCCAAUGCUUGGUUAUUCCCUUCCUUGUGUGGCUGGCUGUCCAGACUCCUUGAUUAAAGAGCUUCAUCACUUCAGAAUUCUUGGGGAAGAACAGUACAAUCGAUAUCAAAGCUAUGGAGCUGAGGAAUGGGUCCUGCAAAUGGGAGGGGUACUGUGCCCCAGUCCAGGGUGUGGAGCAGGUCUACUCCCUGAACCAGGAGUGAGGAAAAUCACAUGUGAGCCAAGCAGUGGCCUGGGCUGUGGGUUUGUCUUCUGCCGUGAUUGUAAAGAAGAGUACCAUGAAGGGGAAUGCAGCACCUUCUUUGAAGCCUCAGGAUCAUCAGCCCAGGCCUUUGCUGUGGAUGAACAAGCUGCAGAGAGGGCAAGAUGGGAGGAGGCCUCCAAAGAAACAAUCAAGAAAACAACCAAACCUUGUCCCCGUUGCCAUAUACCAGUGGAAAAAAAUGGAGGAUGCAUGCACAUGAAAUGUCCUCAGCCUCAAUGCAAGUUUGAGUGGUGCUGGAACUGCAGCCUAGAAUGGAACCGAACCUGCAUGGGAGACCACUGGUUUGACGUAUAGCUCAGUCACAAAAAAGCAGGGACAAGUUUUACUGACUACCCUCAUGUAACUGGCAACUCAUUUGGCCCACCGACUUCUUAUCAUAUUCUUCCUUUUCAAAUGAACAAAAAGAAUAUUAUAUUCAUUACUCUUUUUCUAAAAUUCUGAGACAAAUUAUGGUAGAAAAUCAUUUUUAGAUCCCUUUUAAACACUCUUUUAGAGUCCCCUGAAUUGGAACAUGGCUAAAUGUAAGACAAUUAAAUAUUGUUUACAAACCCUUGUGAUGCACAGAUACAAGAAGGUAGAUCCCAAGUGGAAUUUAUGAAUUAACUGUGGAUUACUUGCUUUUUAUGAAUUUAAGACAGACUUGAAUUACCAUAUGAAUGCAGUUCUCUCAGGUUUUAUUUUGUAUACUUGAUUUGUAGUUUUUAAAAUAUUAAUGUUAAAAUGAGUCACUGGAAUAAUUUGAAGAGAUUUUUUGUGGUUCUUUGUCAGUGGGUCUGUUUUAAAUUAAGUGGUUAAUUUUUUUUUUUUUGAAAGUGUGGUCACAGCUUCAAUACUAACAAACACCUCCAUUUAAAUUUUAGCAAUACCAUAGACAGAAAUCAAAAUUUAUUGGGGAAAAUUUUUACUUGCUUUCAAGAAUAAAACCAAUUAAUAAUCUUAAAUUACAUUUGUGAGAGUGUACCUAACCAUAAUUUGCCAUGUCAAAUGAAUGAGAAAUUGAAAGGGCUCAUUUGAAUUUUGAAAUGUUUAAACUAAGGGAAUUAAUUGAAACCUAAUAUGUUCCUAUAGCAUUUUAUUAAUUUCCAUGUUUAAAAUUUUUUUCUUGAGUUUUUUUUUUUAAGAGUGUCAAACUUUGAAAAAAAAAACAGGCAUUUCUGAUUUGGGGACUUUUCUAACAGUUUGGAUCCAUUGUGAGGUUUAAUAGAGAAACUAGUAGUGAUGCUCAAUGUUAAUUUAAAAAAAACAGGGUAUUAAACCAGAAUAUUUAUAAAUAUUUGUAUUUCUGGUCCUACAUGUAAUUUACACCUGAAUUUCUAUUGGGAAAGAUUUGUAAUAAAGGGAAAUAAUGUGUUCCUAAUAUGUAAGCUUAGGACCUCUCCUAAUACCCUAUUAGUUUGGAGAACUAUUGUUAAAUGGGCACAGCUCAAGCAUCCAGUGGUAUUGAUAUUUUUCAGGGAAAUUUGUUUUAAAGAUGCAGUACCCUAAAAAAACAAGUCAGCACAUUUAAAAUAUGAUCUGAUGACAUUGUUGGGGUCUUAGUAGAUGUUUUGAAGCCCUUUUGGUACAGCAGUAGUAGUCAAGAAAUGUAUAAAGAUACGUUUGUUAAUGCUUGUUGAUAUCUGCUAAAUUCAUAAUAAAAAGGGAAAAAAAUUAAAAUAAUAGUUUUUAGGAAAGCAAUAGUUUUAGUAAUAGUUAUAGUUUUACUUUUUUAAAAUAAUUUUCAAGUAAGAAAGAAUAAUUCUUUCAACAGAGUUCUUAAGUGAAAAAGUGUUACUCUCCUGAAUAGCUACUGUCUUUAGAUGAGUCAUUUGAUUUUAUUCUCUGGGAGAACAUUAAAGCAAUUGGUGAUAUCAUAAGUUUCAUCAGCACAUGAAUCUAUUAAUGAUAUUUUUAGUGUUCCUAGUAACUUAAAUCUAUAGUAUAGCCUUUGUUUUAAUACUUUAAAUUUUUUUUGUUUUAGUCAAAUAUAUUUUAAUCCAUUCACUUGUUAGAAGAAAAAUUAGCUUUAGGUUAGAUCCAGGGGCAUCCUACCAUCCUACUUCUGGUCCCUCCUAAAUGUGUCAGCUUCUUUUCCUAUUUCCUCCUAACUCUUAUCUUGCAUUGCCUUUCAUCUCUAGGUAUACUGCAGACAGUACAGGACAAAGAUAGUAACAUAGUCACAGUAUAAGAUCAGAGAUGCCUUGACCACCUUCUAUGGGCCUUGCACUUACAAUAAAAACCACUGGGAACUCACUUUAUGACCUUGAGGCUACCAAACCUGCAAUUCUGUUCUCUGAUCAGGAAGAUGGGAAACUCUAAUGAAAUAUCCCAAAAAGAAAUAGGGGUGUCAGCAAAAUAACUUCCUACAGAUCAUGAGUCAAUAAUCUCCCACUGAGGGGAUUCAGAAAUCCCCUCACUGUCAUGAAGCCCAAUUAAGACUUCCUGGGUAAAAAUGGAAGUUAAGUGAUAACCAACCUCCUACAACCAGCAGCCCCUGUCUGGUAACCUCAUAUUAAUGCAGCUGUGGCAAGUUCAAAGGCAAGUUCGUCUCAUUCAGUCAUUGAACUUAAUGUAGUCUCCUCUGUUGUCUGGUGAUCUUUUUUUUCCCUUGGUUAUUAAUGGCCAUUUGCUUCCAAAUGUGUGAUGUUUGGGGUUAGGAGAUUUCAAUAGAGAUUGCUUACACAAGGUUUCAUUACAUCUGUUUUGUUUUAUGAUAUGAUUAUAUAAUAUGAUAUUAGUAUCUGCUUUUUUCUUGAUGAUAGGUAUUUUUUGUUUCAGAAAAGAAAAAUUUUAAUCAUUAUGAGUGUGGGGGGGAACCCCACCAAUGAAUGUAUUAUGUAAUUAUCAUCACAUUGCAUCAAGAAUAAACAUAAAACAUGUCUGAGUUCUCAGCAUAUCACAAAGGACAGAAACAAAAGUUCCUUACAAAAGUUUCUUUGUUUUCUAAACAACACCUAAAUUUGUCCUUCAUUGCACCAGUGAAAACCAUCAACAGCAUGCUUGUAACUUUGUUUGAAGAAGUAUUUUCAAUAAAUGGUGAAAAUGUUGUUGUGGAAA
Messenger RNA from Antechinus flavipes (yellow-footed antechinus), 4229 nucleotides. It is a transcript of the gene PRKN, whose product is annotated as parkin RBR E3 ubiquitin protein ligase. The record is from RefSeq and is a predicted model, not a curated record. Gene Ontology annotation, molecular function: ubiquitin protein ligase activity; zinc ion binding; ubiquitin conjugating enzyme binding. Gene Ontology annotation, biological process: regulation of apoptotic process; positive regulation of proteasomal ubiquitin-dependent protein catabolic process; autophagy of mitochondrion. Bases 93 to 1487 code for a protein of 464 amino acids. The transcript has 12 exons. Lineage: Eukaryota; Metazoa; Chordata; Mammalia; Dasyuromorphia; Dasyuridae. Gene Ontology annotation, cellular component: cytosol; Golgi apparatus; ubiquitin ligase complex.